Molecule: messenger RNA, 327 nt
Organism: Rangifer tarandus platyrhynchus (Svalbard reindeer)
Lineage: Eukaryota; Metazoa; Chordata; Mammalia; Artiodactyla; Cervidae
Source: the annotation of a GenBank genome assembly
AUGCAUUUAGUAGAAGUUAUAUGCAGGGAGGUUCCUGAUGUGUUCAGUGAAGGAGGCAAGAGUGAAAUGGGCCACAACAUGAUGGGAUUCUCGGAAAGCCAAGUUUCAAGGGAUCAUCAGUGCCAAUCCUUAACUCUUCAGGGAAAGCAAACAUUCCAGAAUCCUCAGAUCCUAACAGAGAGGCCGGCCUCUGGUUUCCCGGGUGGGCUUUUCACCAGCAGUGUCACCUGCUCUGAGCGUCUAGAAAGAAAUACAGGAAAAAGACAAAAAUUGCAGCUUGAGGGAAUGAAGCUAGGAAUGAAGAAAAGAUCCCUGACAGUAUGGUGA